CACUUGCGUCCAUUCACUUCAUCACUUCACCUUAAUUGUUCCCGGUUCGACCAAACACUCGACUGACAAGCGAAGCGGCCAGUUUGGUUCCUCCAUCAAACUCUCUCCGCGCCUCCUUUUCUCACCACACUCAACCGCAUCAACCACCAUCCUAAGAACCCAUUCACCUCGAUCCCCUCAAAUUCAGAUACUCCAGAUACAAUGCCUGCCUCCGUCCACUCGGAAGAUGCCCAGGAGCACGACCAGUCCAUGAUGGAUGUCGAAGCCGAGGAGCCCGUCAACCCCAUUCUGCUGGAUGAGAAGCGCAUCGUUGUGCUGCCUGGUUCUACCGAAACCUCUGCCUCUUUCCAGUUUGACGGCGAGGGCCACACCAUGGGUAAUGCGCUCCGCUACUCUAUCAUGAAGAACCCUGCUGUAGAGUUCUGCGGUUACACCAUCCCUCACCCCUCCGACGCCAAGAUGCACGUUCGCAUCCAGACCAACGACACCACCACCGCCCUCGAAGCCCUGGAGAAGGGCUUCAACGACCUCAUGGACCUGUGCGACGUCGUGACCGAGAAGUUCACCGCCGCCCGCGACCAGUUCAAGGAGGACCAGGUCAACCGGAUGGAGGGUUGAGCGUGUACUGGGCUGGGAAAUUCUUUCUCUUGCAUUGCAUUCAUGUCCGGAUUUGAUUGGCGUUUAGGGGGAAGCUUAAAGCUUAAAAUUUGAUUGAUUGUACAUCACUACAUCUACAUUUCCAUACAUGCCAUUUUUGGCGAUGACAUACAGUAUCUGGGAAAGUUUUUGGGAUAAAUGCACUGAUGCAGAGAUGUGUGUCAGGUAAGGGGUGUACCACCACGUCAUCAAGACUUCUGAUAGAGCUCAGAACUGGGUGACCCCGGCGUCAGCGGGUGAUCACUCGUCACUGCAGUGAAAGUCUGUCAAUUCUUG
This is a messenger RNA of Penicillium subrubescens, 933 nucleotides long. RefSeq names its product DNA-directed RNA polymerase core subunit RPC19. Gene Ontology annotation, cellular component: RNA polymerase I complex; RNA polymerase III complex. The coding region runs from base 202 to 618 and encodes 138 amino acids. The transcript is spliced from 4 exons. NCBI's taxonomy places the organism in Eukaryota, Fungi, Ascomycota, Eurotiomycetes, Eurotiales, Aspergillaceae. The record is from RefSeq and is a predicted model, not a curated record. Gene Ontology annotation, molecular function: DNA binding; protein dimerization activity; DNA-directed RNA polymerase activity. Gene Ontology annotation, biological process: DNA-templated transcription.